Molecule: messenger RNA, 348 nt
Organism: Trichosporon asahii var. asahii CBS 2479
Lineage: Eukaryota; Fungi; Basidiomycota; Tremellomycetes; Trichosporonales; Trichosporonaceae
Exons: 1
Coding region: 1-348 (115 amino acids)
Source: RefSeq, a predicted model, not a curated record
AUGCAAGCCGCAGAGCCGCCCAUCUCAAAGGAGGACUCACAGAUGCUCUAUGGGAUGCAGUACCUUGCCACCGCGACAUGUCCAAAGGACGACUACGAGGGUUGCGGGACUAAUCUCCGCUCCACGAGUGCCGAGGGUGGCGACUCGCCCGUGUCUACUCAUCUUGCCGCCCUUCGCCAAGGAACCAGCUCCAAGACCAUGAUGCUAUUCGUUCCAGCCCAGGAUAUGCUGCUGCCCUCUCCUAGGCGUUCCGCUCUCCCGACGUUCCGCUUCCGAUUGCGAGCGCACAGUGAGAAUUCCGCCCUCUUGGCGACCGCGGACCGAGGCGCCAGCACGCAAUCGAAGUGA